CGAGCUCAGCGCCGGUCUGAGUGUGUGUGUGUGCGAGAGGGUCCCGGUCGGUAACAGCAGCAGGCAGCAGGUGGAAGGACUUGCAGGCAGGGGCGGCGGCGGGGGCGCAGUCGCGACGAGGUCAAGAUGACGUCGGUAGCGGCAGAGUACGAACACAUGGAGAUCCAGCAGCAGUACAGCGACGGCGUCAACAACCGCUGGGACGCCGACGACUGGGACAACGAGAACAGCUCGGCUCGCUUGUUCGAGCGCUCACGCAUCAAAGCCCUCGCAGAUGAGCGUGAGGCGGUGCAGAAGAAGACCUUCACCAAGUGGGUGAACUCACACCUGUCCAGAGUUUCCUGUCGGAUCACCGACCUCUACAUGGACCUGAGGGACGGACGCAUGCUCAUCAAACUGCUGGAGGUCCUGUCAGGAGAGAGACUGCCCAAACCCACCAAGGGUCGGAUGCGGAUCCACUGUCUGGAGAACGUUGACAAGGCUCUGCAGUUCCUGAAGGAGCAGAGGGUUCACCUGGAGAACAUGGGCUCCCACGACAUCGUAGAUGGAAACCACCGCCUCACUCUGGGGCUCAUCUGGACCAUCAUCCUUCGUUUCCAGAUCCAGGACAUCAGUGUGGAGACAGAAGACAACAAGGAGAAGAAGUCUGCCAAAGAUGCUCUGCUGCUCUGGUGUCAGAUGAAGACAGCCGGAUAUCCAAACGUCAACAUCCACAACUUCAGCACCAGCUGGAGAGACGGGAUGGCCUUCAACGCUCUCAUCCACAAACACAGACCGGACCUGAUCGACUUUGAUAAGCUGAAGAAAUCAAACGCUCACUACAACCUGCAGAAUGCCUUCAACCUGGCCGAGCAACACCUGGGUCUCACCAAGCUGCUGGACCCCGAAGACAUCAGCGUGGACCACCCUGAUGAGAAGUCCAUCAUCACCUACGUGGUGACCUACUACCACUACUUCUCAAAGAUGAAGGCGCUGAAGGUGGAGGGGAAGAGAAUCGGCAAGGUUCUGGACAACGCCAUAGAGACGGAGAAGAUGAUUGAGAAGUACGAGUCUCUGGCGUCAGACCUGCUGGAGUGGAUCGAGCAGACCAUCAUCAUCCUCAACAACAGGAAGUUUGCCAACUCUCUGGUGGGAGUCCAGCAGCAGCUGCAGGCAUUCAACACUUACCGCACCGUGGAGAAACCACCAAAGUUCACAGAGAAGGGAAACCUGGAGGUUCUUCUGUUCACCAUCCAGAGUAAGAUGAGAGCCAACAACCAGAAAGUCUACACUCCCCGAGAGGGCAAACUCAUCUCUGACAUCAACAAGGCAUGGGAGCGCCUGGAGAAGGCGGAGCACGAGCGGGAGCUGGCUCUGAGGACGGAGCUGAUUCGUCAGGAGAAACUGGAGCAGCUCGCCCGACGCUUUGACCGCAAAGCCGCCAUGAGGGAGACGUGGCUGAGUGAGAACCAGAGGCUGGUCUCCCAGGAUAACUUUGGAUUUGACCUCCAGGCUGUCGAAGCUGCUACUAAGAAACAUGAAGCCAUAGAAACGGACAUCGCAGCCUAUGAGGAGCGAGUUCAGGCGGUGGUUGCAGUGGCGAAGGAGCUAGAGGCGGAGAACUACCACGACAUCAAGCGCAUCACGGCCAGGAAGGACAACGUGAUCCGGCUGUGGGAGUACCUGCUAGAGCUGCUGAAGGCCCGAAGGCUGAGACUGGAGCUGACCCUGGGCCUGCAGAGAGUCUUCCAGGAGAUGCUCUACAUCAUGGACUGGAUGGACGAGAUGAAGAUGCUGCUGCUCUCUCAGGAUUAUGGGAAACACCUGCUGGGCGUGGAGGAUCUUCUGCAGAAACACGCUCUGGUGGAGGCCGACAUCAGCAUCCAGGCCGACCGAGUCCGAAACGUCAACAGCAACGCUCAGAAGUUCGCCGAUGACAUGGACGGUUAUAAGCCCUGCGAUCCUCAGAUCAUCAGGGAUCGGGUCGCUCACAUGGACUUCUGCUACCAGGAGUUGAGUCAGCUGGCAGCUGAGCGGCGAGCUCGCCUCGAGGAGUCCCGUCGCCUCUGGAAGUUCUUCUGGGAAAUGGCCGAAGAGGAGGGCUGGAUCCGGGAGAAAGAACAGAUCUUGUCCUCCGAGGAUUGUGGGAAGGAUCUAACGGGAGCGCUGCGACUGCUGAGUCAGCACAAAGCCUUCGAAGACGAGAUGAGCGGGCGAGCCGCCCUCCAGCAGCAGACCAUCAAACAGGGCGAGGAGCUGGUGGCCAACAACCACUUUGGAGCCGACAAGAUUAAAGAACGCAUCCAGGACAUCCAGGAACAGUGGGCAGCUCUGGAGCGUCUCUCUGCCGUCCGUAAAGCUCGCCUGCAGGAGGCCUGCAACCAGCACCAGUUCCAGGCCGAUGCGGACGACAUCGACACGUGGAUGCUGGACGUGCUGCGGAUCGUCUCCAGCGUGGACGUCGGCCACGACGAGUUUUCCACUCAGGCUCUGGUGAAGAAACACAAGGACGUGGCCGAGGAGAUCGGCAGCUACCGACCCGUCAUCGACGCUCUGCACGAACAGUCCCGCACGCUGCCGCCCGAGAAGGCCAACUCUGAGGAGGUUCAGAGCAGGCUGGCGGGCAUCGAGGAGCGUUAUAAGGAGGUGGUGGAGCUGACGCGGCUCAGGAAGCAGGCGCUGCAGGACGCUCUGGCUCUCUACAAGAUGCUGAGUGAAGCCAGCGCCUGCGAGGUCUGGAUCGACGAGAAGGAGCAGUGGCUCAACAGCAUGGAGAUCCCUGAGAAACUGGAGGACCUGGAGGUCGUCCAGCACCGGUUUGAGAGUUUGGAGCCGGAGAUGAACAACCAGGCGUCCCGUGUUGCUGUGGUGAACCAGGUUGCAAGGCAGCUGAUCCACAGCGGACACCCCAGUGAGAAGGAGAUCAAAGCCAAGCAGGACAAACUAAACACCAGAUGGAGUCAGUUCAGAGAUCUGGUGGACCAGAAGAAAGAAAGUCUGAGCUCGGCUCUGGGCGUCCAGAACUACCACCUGGAGUGUAACGAGACCAAGUCCUGGAUCAAAGAGAAGACCAAGGUGAUCGAGUCGACCCAGGAGCUGGGGAACGACCUGGCCGGCGUCAUGGCUCUGCAGAGGAAGCUGACGGGGAUGGAGCGCGACUUGGCCGCCAUCGAAGACAAGCUGGGCGACCUGGGAAAAGAGGCCGACCGUUUGGCUUCAGAACACCCGGAGCAGUCUGAGGCCAUCAAGGGACGACUGGCAGAGAUCACGGGAGUCUGGGACGAGAUGAAGAGACACAUGAAGAACCGAGAGGAGUCCCUGGGCGAGGCCAGCAAGCUGCAGCAAUUCCUGCGCGAACUGGACGACUUCCAGUCGUGGCUUUCGCGGACGCAGACGGCCAUCGCCUCCGAGGACAUGCCCAACACGCUGACCGAGGCCGAGAAGCUGCUGGCCCAGCACGAGGGAAUCAAGAACGAGAUCCACAACUACGAGGAGGACUACCAGAAGAUGCGGGACAUGGGCGAAAUGGUGACGCAGGGCCAGACGGACGCGCAGUACAUGUUCCUGCGACAGCGGCUGCAGGCGCUCGACACCGGCUGGAACGAGCUGCACAAGAUGUGGGAGAACCGGCAGAACCUGCUGUCCCAGUCCCACGCUUACCAGCUGUUCCUCAGGGACACCAAGCAGGCCGAGGCCUUCCUGAACAACCAGGAGUACGUCCUGGCUCACACUGAGAUGCCCACCACUCUGGAGGGGGCCGAGGCCGCCAUCAAGAAGCAGGAGGACUUCAUGACCUCUUUGGACGCCAACGAGGAGAAGAUCAGCAGCGUGGUCGACACCGGCCGGCGCCUGGUAACCGAUGGCAACAUCAAUGCCGAGCGCAUCCAGGAGAAGGUGGACUCAAUCGACCAGAGACACAAGAAGAACCGAGCAGCUGCCAGCGACCUGUUGACGAGGCUGAAGGACAACAGAGACCUGCAGAAGUUCCUGCAGGACUGCCAGGAGCUGUCGCUGUGGAUCAAUGAGAAGAUGCUGACGGCUCAGGACAUGUCGUACGACGAGGCCAGGAACCUCCACAGCAAGUGGCUCAAACACCAGGCCUUCAUGGCCGAGCUGCAGUCCAACAAGGAGUGGCUGGACAAGAUCGACAAGGACGGGCAGGCGCUGAUGGCAGAGAAACCGGAGACAGAGGCCAUGGUUAAAGAAAAGCUUGCGUCCCUGAAGGCGAUGUGGGAGGACCUGGAGUCGACCACCCAGACCAAGGCCAAGUGUCUGUUUGACGCCAACAAGGCCGAGCUGUUCGCCCAGAGCUGCGCCGACCUCGACAAGUGGCUGGCCAGCCUGGAGGGACAGCUGCAGUCCGACGACUACGGCAAAGACCUCACCUCCGUCAACAUCAUGCUCAAGAAACAGCAGAUCCUGGAGAGCCAGGUGGAGGUGCGUCAGAAGGAGGUGGAGGAGCUGCAGAGCCAGUCCCAGGCCCUCAGUCAGGAGGGGAAAGGCUCUGAGGAGGUGGACGGCCAGAGGAUCAGCGUGGAGAGGAAGUUCCAGUUCCUCCAGGCACCGCUGAAGAAGAGACGAGACAACCUCAUGGCCUCUCGAGAGAUCCACCAGUUCAACAGGGACAUGGAGGACGAGAUCCUCUGGGUUGAGGAGAGGAUGCCUCUGGCCACAUCGACCGACCACGGACACAACCUACAGACUGUACAGCUGCUUAUCAAGAAGAACCAGACGCUGCAGAAGGAGAUCCAGGGCCAUCAGCCGCGCUACGACGACAUCUUUGAGCGCAGCCAGCACGUCCUGAGGGAGGACAGCCCGACGGCAGACCUGAUUCGUCAGCGGCUCGCCGAGCUCCAGUCUCUGUGGGUACAGAUCAAGAAGGAGACAGAGAAGCGGCACGACCGCCUCAGCGAGGCCCACAAGGCCCAGCAGUACUACUUCGACGCUGCGGAGGCCGAGGCCUGGAUGAGCGAACAGGAGCUCUACAUGAUGUCAGAGGAGAAGGCCAAGGACGAGCAGAGUUCGGUGGCCAUGCUGAAGAAGCAUCAGAUCCUGGAGCAGGCGGUGGAGGAUUACGCCGACACCGUCCACCAGCUCUCCAGCACCAGCCGGGGCCUGGUGGCCGCCGAACACCCCGACAGUGAGCGUAUCGGGAUGCGUCAGUCUCAGGUGGACAAGCUGUAUGCUGGGCUGAAGGAUUUGUCGGAGGAGCGUCGGGGGAAGCUGGACGAGCGUUUCCGUCUCUUCCAGCUGAACCGGGAGGUGGACGACCUGGAGCAGUGGAUCGCUGAGAGGGAGGUGGUGGCCGGAUCCCACGAGCUGGGACAGGACUACGAACACGUCACCAUGCUGCAGGAGCGCUUCAGGGAGUUUGCCCGUGACACCGGAAACAUCGGCCAGGAGCGCGUCGACACCGUCAACCGUCAGGCGGACGAGCUGAUCAACACCGGCCACGGCGACGCUGCCACCAUUGCAGAGUGGAAGGACGGCCUGAACGAGGCCUGGGCCGACCUGCUGGAGCUCAUCGACACCCGGACGCAGAUCCUCGCCGCCUCCUACGAACUCCACAAGUUCUACCACGACGCCAAGGAGAUCCUCAACCGCAUCCUGGACAAACACAAGAAGCUUCCCGAGGAGCUGGGCCGUGACCAGAACACGGUGGAAACCCUGCAGAGGAUGCACACCACCUUCGAACACGACAUUCAGGCGCUGGGGACACAGGUGCGGCAGCUUCAGGAGGACGCAGUUCGUCUGCAGUCUGCUUACGCUGGAGAUAAAGCUGACGACAUCCAGAAGAGAGAAGGAGAGGUCCUUGAGGCCUGGAAGAACCUGCUGGAGGCGGCGGAGGGCCGCCGGGUGAAGCUGGUCGAUACCGGAGACAAGUUCCGCUUCUUUAGCAUGGUGCGGGACCUGAUGCUGUGGAUGGAGGACGUCAUCCGUCUGAUCGAGGCCCAGGAGAAUCCAAGGGACGUGUCGUCGGUGGAGCUGCUGAUGAACAACCACCAGGGCAUCAAGGCGGAGAUCGACGCCCGCAACGACAGCUUCACAGCCUGCAUCGAGCUGGGCAAAGCCUUGCUGGCCAGGAAGCAUUACGCUUCAGAAGAGAUUAAAGAAAAGUUGUUACAGUUGACGGAUAAGAGGAAAGACAUGAUUGACAAGUGGGAGGACAGAUGGGAGUGGCUUAGACUGGUCCUGGAGGUGCACCAGUUCUCCCGGGACGCAGGUGUGGCCGAGGCGUGGCUGCUGGGUCAGGAGCCCUAUCUGUCCAGCAGGGAGAUCGGCCAGAACGUGGACGAGGUGGAGAAACUCAUCAAACGCCACGAGGCCUUUGAGAAGUCGGCCGCCACCUGGGAGGAACGCUUCUCCGCUCUGGAGAGGUUGACCACGAUGGAGUUGUUGGAAGUGAGAAGAGCGCAAGAGGAAGAAGAGAAGAGGAGACAACCCCCGCCUACUGAGGCUCAGCCCGGCGACGCUGCAGCACAGCAGAGGGAGGGUGAGCUGCUUUCUCAGAACGGGCUGCCGUCCGAUCAGGAGUCUCCCAGGGAAAACGUCGACGGGGCCGAGGUGGUGAACGGGGUGUCGGAGCCCAGCCCCACGGAGUCUCCCGGGGCAUCACGCAAGGGCAAGGCCAGCCAGGCAGCGACCCUGCCGGCCAAAACGCAGCUGGACGCUCCCACGUCCCAGCUGGAGGGCUUCCUGCACCGCAAACACGAGUGGGAGGGGCAUAACAAGAAGGCUUCUAGCAGGUCGUGGCACAAUGUGUACUGUGUGAUCAAUCAGCAGGAGAUGGGUUUCUAUAAGGAUCAGAAGAGCGCCAGUCAGGGGAUUCCCUACCACAGCGAGAUUCCCGUUACCCUGAAGGAUGCCGUCUGCGAGGUGGCGUUGGACUACAAGAAGAAGAAACACGUCUUCAAGCUCAAGAUUACUGAUGGGAAUGAAUAUCUCUUCCAAGCCAAAGAUGACGAGGAGAUGAACACGUGGAUCUCGGCCAUCUCGGCUGCCGUGUCAGGCGACAAAUCGGAGGUCACGCCCAGCAGCCAUAGCACGCCCGCCCCCGCCGCACGCGCUCAGACGCUGCCAGCCUCAGUCGCAACAGCAGCGGCCGAGUCCAGCCCGGGCAAACGAGAGAAAGACAAGGAGAAACGCUUCAGUCUGUUCAGCAAGAAGAAAUAGACGCUCCUCCUUUCCUCCUCCUCCCUCCCUCCUUCCUUCCUCUUCCCCUCGGUGCUGUUUGGGGUCGCUCCUCAUUAUCGAUCGAUCUUUUGUCAAAUAUUUGUUGAAGAUGUCAAUUGACCGAAUUUUCGAUUUAGAGUCAGCUUGUAGCAACCGAUACUGUAACACCAAAAAACUAAUAGAAUACGCGCUCACAAUUAAAUAAAAUUUACUUCUAAAUGGAUUUAAAUGUUAACAAAACUGUUAAUGUUAAUAAAUUACCAGGUAGUGUAAUAAUGAAAUAAAUUAUAGAUCAAUGAGCAAAAACAUACAUCACCAGUUUUUACUAAUAUUUAACUCAUUUAACGACGAGGACGGUUCUUAAGAGCAUCCAGCAGAUACAACAUAAGCAGUUGCUAUGUUAAAUAAAAUCCCAAACAGCCAUUUUCUCCCUUCCUUCUAGACUUUCUUCCUCUUCCUCCUCUUCCUGUCAAAGCGUGACUCCAGCAUGCAAGCUCCGAGCCAAAACUCUCCACUCUGUGCCUAUCAACCGUCCGGUCUGGCUCAGAGCUACAAUAAAGCUACAACACACCACCUGUAUCCUCUGUUCGGUUUUUGUAAGAUACGGAGCGGGAAAAACGAAUAAUAAUAAUAAAAAAAAGAGAUCGGAUUGAAGGAGAAGAAUUUAAAGGGGGUUUGCAAAUGCUUCAGGCAGCUGCUGUUAAAAUAAAAAUAAAAACCAGAGUUUGCCACUGAACAACAACACGAUGUAGAGGAGUUCCCAGAAUAUUCCCGUUUAUUAUUCUUAUUGCUAUAAAUUGUGUUUUCUAUCUCCUACUCUUUUGUUUUUCCUCCUGCUUUUCUCAUCAUCCCAGCUUUUCGUCGACUACUGCCUUUUGUGGGUUUUGUUUACGCUCCCAGGCUGUCUCAGUUUUUUGUUUUGUUUUUGCCGUUUUGGGAAGUUGUAGGUAGUUCCUGUUAGGGUCCAUCUUCAGUUUUUGCGAGGCCUUGUCUUUGCAAGAUGACGUGUAUCCCUCUGUAGUGGGGAAAACUGAGACCACAGCGGGGUAAACCUCUGAAAUUACGCCCUCUCACAUGUUUAUAAUAUUACUUGAAAUGUCUAACCCUAUGGUAAAGUUUAAAAAGUACAGAGUCGUGUUGUGAAAGUGCUAAAUGUAAAACGUUUUAACACGUGUUGAACUUUGAAGAGCAGAAAAAAAACUGCAAUUCAAAGGAAAAACAUAAUCUUAAAAGCAUUUUGUGCACUGAAUAACUCUGCUUUUCUGUCGGUUAAUUUGUGAAACAAACCUGUAAAAAGCAAAUUAUUAUCAUUAUGUUGUGUGAAGUUCUGGUGCUGUGUAUUUCCUGCAGCAGCACGGGAAGAACAGAAACAGAAAGUGGCUGUAAUUUGGAGCGUUACCCUGCGGUGAUUUGAACUGUAUGUAUAACUUGUGUAUAACAAACUGUUAAAAAAAAUAAACCUGUGUUUUAAUUUCACCUAUUAUUAUUAUUAUUGUUACUACUAAUAAGACCUACCAACCGUAAUAAGCUUCAUUUGAGUAUAACUUUCUUUACCUGAAAAUCUAACGAUAUGCACACAAAUCUGAAUGAAGGAGCUAUCAAAGUCAGCGCAAGCCAACUCGAUGGGGACAUAAAUAUCUAAGACCAGUAAGAAUCUUUGUUUACUCAAACUUUAAAGCAUCCAGUAAGUUUUAUUUUCUACUUGCUUUACGUUUUUUGAAACAUUUACUUAUGCCCUUAGUUACUUGGAAUGUGUUUUUGUUUCCUCCAGUGUGUAUUUUCUGUUCCACAGUUAAGCUAUGUCUAAGGUUUAUUUAGUCUGACAAGUAUGAAGGCAUAGAUAGUGCUAUAAAAACAUAAUUACUUUAAGCAUUGCUGUUAAGUGGACAAGUUGGUUCUAAAAAGCAUUUACUGGAAGUGAGUAAUGUUGCAGAAUAAUAGUCGCUUGCUUGUUGGCUUCAGCACACUUUUUAUUUUAUUUUUUUUUCAGACUUUUGCUUGCAGUGAAAUCUGUUCGGUUACUUGUCCUCUAUGGGAGUUCUUUAAUGACAAAAUUGAAAGAUAUUUGCUCUGUAAUCAAUCUGAGUCAAGAUUUGAGAGCGAACAGAAACAGAUGUGUGAGCGUGCUCAUUUUUUAAAGGUAGAAUUGUGACCUUUUUGUCAAGUUUUCACACCUCCAGUAUGUGAACAGCCUUCCUGUCGCAUGUUAUCUUUAAAUGUGCGUGCUUCAGUUUUGUAGUAGUUUUUUUACCUUGUGUGCCAAAAUUUCACUCCUCACUUCUGUUAUUUGACGCAAUAGCACUUCCCAACAGCCUGAUGAGGGUGUAUUCUAUGGAAGCCUGUUUCCACAUUUUGCAAAAUAUGCCAAAAACAGCUGUCAGAAAAGGUGAGUUUCGAUUUCAAACUAACCACAAAUCCAAACUUUUCUCUUAGAACCUGCUCUAUUGAAGCUUGAAUUGUUUUUUGAGCUCACUUGUACUUUUGUCAUUAAUUAACUUGCCAGGAAAUCCCAAAGUGGAACAGGUGGGUGUGUUUGUUUCCCCCCACUUGGUGGUGGGGUUGGUUGGGUCGGGCUCUGGCUCUCUCAAGUAACUGAAUAACUUUUCACCUGGUGAUUGGUCCUGAAAUGGUUCCUGUUUUGUUUCUUCUUCUUUUUUUUCUUUUCUUUUUGCUACAUUCUCUGGCAGUUUGAUAAAUAUAGUGUGCAUUCCUGUCACUGUAACCAUAGUACUGAGAUAUUUCUUCAUAUUGCACAAUCAAUAAUGCCACGAUGGGGGUGGGCGGGGCCAAGGUUCUUAGGUGAGGUAGUCAGUGUGAUGUGGACCAGGGGUCACUGCUAGUUGGAUCUGCACCCGUAGACUUCUCCCCAUCUCUGUUACAUAUGUGCAAAAAGCCAUUAAAAUGCUUUUAAAAUGAA
Molecule: messenger RNA, 10069 nt
Organism: Micropterus salmoides (largemouth bass)
Lineage: Eukaryota; Metazoa; Chordata; Actinopteri; Centrarchiformes; Centrarchidae
Product: spectrin beta chain, non-erythrocytic 1-like
Biological process (GO): protein localization to plasma membrane; actin cytoskeleton organization
Cellular component (GO): cortical actin cytoskeleton; plasma membrane; spectrin
Molecular function (GO): phospholipid binding; actin filament binding; structural constituent of cytoskeleton
Source: RefSeq, a predicted model, not a curated record